GCUGGCGCCGGUUGUGGGGGAGGGUGGACGGUAGCUGUGGCGGAACAGGGAGCCUGACUAAUGGCAAUAAAGUGACCAAUCAUGGCACUCAUGAUUCCACCAGUGAAGCUAAAAUGGUUAGAGCAUCUCAAUAGCUCUUGGAUUACGGAGGACAGUGAGUCCAUUGCUACAAGAGAAGGUGUUUCUAUUUUGUACAAUAAGCUAGUUAGCAGUAAGGAAGUGGUACCAUUACCACAGCAAGUACUCUGCCUUAAGGGACCUCAGUUACCAGAUUUUGAACGUGAGUCCCUCUCUAGCGAUGAGCAAGAACACUAUCUAGAUGCUCUCCUUAGUAGCCAGCUGGCUCUGGCGAAGAUGGUUUGCUCUGAUUCUCCAUUUGCAGCAUCCCUUCGGAAGCGCUUGUUGGUGUUACAGCGUGUUUUUUAUGCUCUAUCCAACAAAUACCAUGAUAAAGGUAAAGUCAAGCAGCAACAGCAUUCACCUGAAAGUAGUUCUGGAGCAACAGACAUCCAUUCUGUAAGUGAACGCCCAAGAUCCAGUACGGAUGCUCUAAUAGAGAUGGGAGUUCGGACCGGAUUAAGUCUAUUGUUUGCACUAUUACGACAGAGUUGGCUGAUGCCUUCAACGGUGCCAGGAUUGAACCUCUGUAAUGAUGUUAUUCAUACAGCAAUAGGUGUGAUAAGCUCAUUGCCACCAUUAUCUUUAGCAAAUGAAAGUAAAAUUCCAGCAAUGGGACUGGACUGCUUGUCCCAAGUGACAACAUUCUUAAAAGGAGUCACAAUGCCAAACUCAGGCGCAGAUAUUUUGGGACGAAGAUUAGCUUCAGAGUUGCUACUUGGACUUGCAGCCCAACGUGGUUCUCUACGAUAUCUUCUGGAAUGGAUAGAAAUGGCUUUGGCUGCAUCGGCUGUAGUUAGCACCAUGGAGAAAACAAAACUGCCCAUGAAUCGAGAAGGAAUGAUCAGUCAUGAUUGCUUCAUGAACAUUCUUGUACAAAUGAGACGCUCUUUGGGUGCAUCAGCUGAUAGGAGUCAAUGGCGAGAACCCACUAGGACACACGAUGGUUUAUGCUCAUUGUAUGAGGCAGCUCUGUGCCUCUUUGAAGAGGUUUGUCGAAUGGCUUCUGACUACUCCAGAACAUGUGCUAGCCCCGAUAGCUUACAGAACGGAGAUGCUCCUGUGGUGUCAGAAACAUGUGAAGUAUAUGUUUGGGGUAGUAACAGCAGCCAUCAACUAGUUGAGGGAACACAGGAAAAAAUUCUUCAGCCAAAAUUAGCUUCCAGUUUUGCUGAUGCUCAAACAAUUGAAGCUGGUCAGUACUGCACAUUUGUCAUUUCAUCUGAUGGAUCAGUAAGAGCCUGUGGCAAGGGCAGUUAUGGAAGGCUUGGUCUGGGUGAUUCAAAUAACCAGUCCACCUUGAAAAAGUUAACUUUUGAACCACAUCGAGCUAUCAAAAAAAUCUCUUCAUCAAAAGGUUCUGAUGGGCAUACACUAGCCUUUACUACAGAAGGAGAAGUGUUUAGUUGGGGUGAUGGUGACUAUGGAAAACUUGGACAUGGAAACAGUUCCACGCAGAAAUAUCCCAAACUUAUUCAGGGACCAUUACAAGGAAAAGCCGUUGUAUGUGUCUCUGCUGGCUAUAGACACAGUGCAGCCGUUACUGAAGAUGGCGAAUUGUACAGCUGGGGUGAAGGGGACUUUGGGAGGUUAGGUCAUGGUGAUAGCAAUAGUCGGAACAUCCCAACUUUGGUCAAAGAUAUUAGCAAUGUAGGAGAAGUUUCUUGUGGAAGCUCACAUACCAUUGCAUUAUCGAAAGAUGGAAGAACAGCUUGGUCCUUUGGGGGAGGUGACAAUGGCAAACUCGGUCAUGGUGACACUAACAGAGUUUAUAAACCCAAAGUUAUUGAAGCCUUACAAGGGAUGUUUAUCCGUAAAGUAUGUGCUGGGAGUCAAUCUUCACUUGCUUUAACGUCAACAGGGCAGGUGUAUGCUUGGGGCUGUGGUGCCUGUCUUGGGUGUGGCUCAUCAGAAGCUACAGCUUUGAGACCCAAACUUAUUGAAGAACUGGCUACUACAAGAGUAGUUGACCUCUCAAUAGGUGACAGCCACUGUUUGGCUCUUUCACAUGAUAAUGAGGUGUAUGCUUGGGGCAAUAAUUCUAUGGGACAGUGCGGUCAAGGAAACUCAACUGGGCCAAUCACAAAACCUAAAAAAGUUAUUGCUUUGGAUGGAGUAGCAUGUCAGCAGGUUUCUGCUGGAACUUCCCACAGCUUAACUUGGACAGCAUUACCAAGAGACAGACAAGUUGUAGCUUGGCACCGACCGUACUGUGUUGAUUUAGAAGAAAGCACUUUUUCUCACCUUCGAUCGUUUCUUGAAUGGUACUGUGAUGGAAUCAAUAGUGAAGUUCCACCUGUCCCUUUCCCGUCAUCCAGGGAGCAUCACAAUUUUCUUAAGCUUUGUCUCAAGCUACUAUCUAAUCAUCUGGCACUGGCUGUAGCUGGCGGUGUGGCCACCAGUAUUCUUGGGAGACAGGCCAGGCCACUGCGAAAUCUAUUGUUCAGAUUAAUGGACUCAUCUGUACCAGAUGAAAUCCAAGAGGCUGUUAUAGAGACAUUGUCUGUUGGCGCUACAAUGUUACUUCCACCAUUGCGAGAAAGAAUGGAGCUGCUACAUUCGCUACUUCCACAGGGCCCUGAUAGAUGGGAAAGUUUAACUAAAGGACAAAGGAUGCAAUUGGAUAUUAUUCUUACAAGCCUACAAGACCAUACCCAUGUAGCUUCUUUGCUGGGCUAUAGCUCACCUUCUGAUGUUGAAGCCACCUCUACAGGACAAAAUUACAGCAGCUUCCUUGAUCCCUCAUUCAACUCCCAAUCCAGUCAUCCCGAUACCCAUCUGGCAGAAAUCUUGAUGAAGACCCUACUAAGGAAUUUAGGAUUCUAUACUGAUCAGGCUUUUGGAGAACUGGAAAAAAACAGUGACAAGCAGCUUCUGGGGACAUCGUCUGCAGAAAACUGCCAGCCAGCUCAUUUGCAUGAACUUUUGUGCUCUCUCCAGAAGCAACUCUUGGCAUAUUGUCACAUCAACAGUGUCAGUGAGAGCUCCAGUAGUGUAGCUUUAUUGCACAAACAUCUACAGCUCUUACUGCCUCAUGCGACUGAAAUUUACUCCCGUUCUGCGACACUGUUGAAAGAAAGCUCCUGGAAUGGGAGUGUCAGGGACAAGCUUCAAGGUGUCCUGUAUGGAUCAGCAGCAGGGAGCAUGCUGUGUCAGAUCAUUAACUCUUUACUGUUACUGCCUGUCUCUGUGGCACGACCGUUGCUAAGCCAGCUACUAGAUUUAUUGCCAUCGUUGGAUAGCUUAAACAGACUUUUACCAGCUGCGGCCCAUUUAGAGGAACAGGAGUUGCAGUGGCCGCUGCAUGGUACUAUUGAAAGUUCUGAGCCUGAUGAUUUGGCAAUACCCCAAUCUGCCCAGCCUUGGGUGUGGCUUGUAGAUUUGGAAAGAACUGCUGCACUACUUGUAGGACGUUGUCUUGGUGGAAUGCUACAGGGUCCACCUCCGACUGCUGAAGAACAAGAUACAAUUCGUUGGUUAAAAACACCUCUUUUCAGCAACGGACUGGAAAUGGAUCUCUCCCAGCUAGAUAAAUGCAUGAGCUCUCUGCUGGAAGUUGCACUGUCUGGAAAUGAAGAACAAAAACCUUUUGAAUAUAGCCUUGGUGCCGAGAAUAUUAUGCUUGUUGAUCUGGCUUUGGGCUCGACUAAAGAACCUGUCAAUGUUCUGUGGCUCAAAAUGCAGGACUAUGCUGUCAGCAAAGAUUGGGACAGUGCGAUUCUUGGCAAUGAGACUUUGUUGGAUACAGCUUCAAGAUUUGUCCUUGCAGCUCUUUUAAAGCACACAGGUUUACUAAAUCAAGUCUGUGGUGAAAGCAGGUAUCAACCAAGUAAAACACUUGCAGAAAUAUAUCGUUGUGUUUACAAAGUUCGUAACAAACUGCUAGCAUGCAAAAACCUGGAACUUAUCCAGACCCAGUCACUUUCCAGUGAAAGGAGAUUGUCAGAAAAUCAAGACACGACAGAUGUUGAUGUUCAAGAGCUUUCUUUCACUCGUACCAUUGAUGAAGAAGCUGAAAUAGAAGAGCAGGCAUAUCGAGAUCGUGAAGAUGAGCAUCUGGAACAAGAGGAAGAAGAUAGGGAGCAAGAAGUCAUGACUGCUGGAAAAAUCUUUCAAUGUUUCCUAUCAGCACGUGAAGUUGCUCGUAGUCGUGAUUGUGACAGAAUGAGCAGCACAUCUGGAAUUGGGAAUGGAACUGUUGUUCGACUAGAGGAUCCACAGUCUCAGCUCCGGGAAGAACGGCGAGUCAGCACUGGACUCACAGAAGGACAGGACCUUUACACAGCAGCAUGCAAUUCUGUCAUUCAUCGAUGUGCACUGUUAAUUCUAGGUGUCACCCCAGUCAUUCAAGAGUUGUAUCAAAAAGAUGAAGGCCAGAUAGGACAUUCUGCGACUAAUGAAGGGCUUGGUUUUAUGACCAGGAGUGAAAGUUUGACAGCAGAAAGCCAUCCUGUGCUAUCAAAUUCAACCUACAAACUAACUAAAUCGAGAAGUGAAUCAGACUUGUCUCAGCCUGAAUCUGAUGAAGAAAGUUGUGCAUUUAACUCCAGAAGAUAUGUAGAUGCGGACUUAGAUUUGGCAUCAGUUCAGAGAAAGCGAGGACCUCUUUAUAGCCCAACAGAUUCACUGAGAGCUACUUGGGCGCGGCUGAAAUCUAGUAGAGAUUGGCCGUAUGAUUCUUCUCACCUGUACAAUGCUGCUGAUUUUGAUCUGAAUCAGUCUCUUGGAAUACAUGCAUUCAUUGAAAACAUUGUUAGUUUUGUGAGUGGAGGUGUAGGAACUUCCCCAAGUUUUAAAGAAUCUGAAGAAAAUAUGGCCUCCAACCCUCAGGCCAUCAUCAUUGCCAUGGAGCAGCAACAGCUCAGGUCUGAGCUACGUCUGGCAGCACUUCAUCAAAUCUUGGUGUUACUUUCUGGAAUGGAGGAAAAGGGCAGCCAGUUAACAGGAAGUAAUUCUGUGACUUCAUGGUUCCAUUCCACUUCUUUACUCACAUCAGUCAGGUUACAAUUCUUGGCAGGAUGCUUUGGCCUGGGCACAGUGGGGAAUGCAGGAAUCAAAGGUGAAAGUGUCCAACUGCAUCACUAUCAGGACGGUAUUAGGGCUGCCAAGAGAAGCAUUCAGGUGGAUAUCCAGAGUGCUGUUCACAAGAUCUACCAACAACUGUCUGCUACCCUCGAUCGGGCCUUGCAAGCAAAUAAGCACCACAUUGGAGCCCAGCAACGUCUCUUGUUGGUCACAGUAUUCGCCCUUAGUGUGCGUUACCAGCCAGUGGAUGUGUCUUUGGCAAUCUCUAGUGGUUUGUUGAAUGUACUAUCCCAGUUGUGUGGUACUGACACUAUGCUGGGGCAGCCACUGCAAUUGAUACAAAAACCAGGUGUUUCACAGCUGAGCACAGCUUUGAAGGUUGCCAGCACUAGAUUGCUUCAGAUACUUGCCAUCACCACAGGAACCUAUGCAGACAAACUUAGUCCUAAGGUGGUUCAGUCUCUCUUAGACCUGCUCUGCAGUCAGCUGAAAAACCUACUCUCUCAGGCUGGAGUACGCCUGGUUCCUUUGCAUGGGGGUGGAAAAAACAAAUCAGAUGAGAUUGGUGAGACUGAAGAUACCAAAGAUUUGAAAGCUAUUCUACGAAAACAGCAUACAGCAGAUCUGCAGUUGGGAGAUUUUCUUGUUUUUCUGCGGAGAGUUGUUUCCUCAAAAGCUAUUCAGUCAAAAAUGGCAUCACCUAAAUGGACCGAAGUGCUGCUUAACAUUGCUGCACAAAAAUAUUUUUCUGGUGUACCACUGGUUGGAAACCUGAGAACAAGGCUACUUGCUCUUCACGUUCUGGAAGCAGUAUUACCUGCCUGUGAAUCAAGUGUAGAAGAUGAUCAAAUGACACAGGUUGUGGAACAUCUUUUCUUGCUUAUCUCUGAUUGCAUGUGGGAGGCACCAAUUGCUCAGGCAAAACAUAUGAUUCAAGCAAAGGAGAAAGAGCAAGAAAUUAAAUUGCAGAAGCAAGGUGAAGUCGAGGAAGAGGAUGAAAAUCUCCCUGUCCAGGAAGUAUCAUUUGAUCCUGAGAAAACCCAGUGUUGCGUGGUGGAGAAUGGACAAGUUCUGACUCAUGGUAGUGGUGGAAAGGGCUAUGGUUUAGCAUCAACUGGAAUUGCUUCUGGAUGUUAUCAGUGGAAGUUCUAUAUAGUUAAAGAAAAUAGAGGUAAUGAAGGUACCUGUGUGGGAGUAUCUCGCUGGCCUGUGCAUGAUUUCAAUCAUCGGACUACCUCAGACAUGUGGCUGUACAGGGCUUACAGUGGUAAUCUGUACCACAAUGGGGAGCAGACACUGACCCUCUUCAGCUUUACUCAAGGAGACUACAUAACAUGUGUGUUGGAUAUGGAGGCCAGGACCAUCUCAUUUGGGAAAAAUGGAGAGGAGCCUAAGCUAGCUUUUGAAGAUGUGGAUGCAACUGAAUUAUAUCCAUGUAUAAUGUUCUACAGCAGCAAUCCUGGUGAAAAGGUUAAAAUCUGUGAAAUGCAGAUGCGGGGCACUCCAAGAGAUCUAUUACCUGGUGAUCCUAUCUGUAGUCCUGUAGCUACUGUCCUGGCAGAGGCCACUAUUCAACUCAUCCGUAUUCUGCAUCGUUCAGACAAAUGGACUCACUGUAUAAACAAAAAUAUGAUGGACCGUUUGCAGAAAGUCAAAUCUUGCAUCAAAGAAAUCAGCCAGAAAUUAAAAAAGAGUCGCUCUGUGCAAAGUAGAGAUGAACAUGAAAUAAAAGAAGAGAGUAAGGAGGAGGAAAAGAGCAAGUAUAGCAAGCAUGGUUUGGCAGAGCUCUCAGAAAUCCAGCUGAGGACCUUGUGCACUGAGGUGUGGCCUGUACUCGCAGUAAUUGGUGGUGUUGAUACAGGUCUUCGAGUUGGAGGGAGGUGCAUUCACAAGCAGACAGGGAGGCAUGCUACUCUUUUAGGCGUACUCAAAGAAGGGAGCACUUCAGCAAAAGUACAAUGGGAUGAUGCUGAAAUAACAAUAAGCUUCCCUACUUCUUGGUCACCCAGUGACACACCGUUGUACAACUUGGAACCCUGUGACCCACUGCCUUUUGAUGUCUCACGAUUCCGUGGGUUGACAGCUACUCUGCUGCUAGACCUCACCUACUUAACUGGUGUUCAUGAAGAGGGAACUAAACAGAGUGCAAGACGUCAUGAGAAAAAGCACAGGCACGAAUCUGAAGACAAAGCAGAGAUGGAGCAGAAAUUUGAGGCAGAUCUUACUAAAGAAACCAUUGAUCGAGUGAUCACACAGUCAGCUGAGGAGACAAAAGGCUUUAUGCAAGGUGGAGCUUCCAAUUCACGAUCAGAAAAUGACAUUUCAACUUGCACUUUGGAUUCUGUGCAUCUCAGUUUAGAUUCUCAACACCAUCUGCUGGAAGGAAAACGAAAGCCUCAUGAGCAUGUACUGAGAAAUCAUGAUUUAGUUCAAUCAGAAAUUCGAGCAGUUCAGUUAUCGUACUUGUGUCUUGGUGCUAUGAAGACACUUAGUGUUCUACUUAGCUGUAGCAAGUAUGCAGAAUUGUUGCUGAUCCCAAAGGUUUUAACUGAGAAUGGCCACAAUUCAGACUGUGCUGGGUCACCAGUUAUUCAGGACGAUGUAGAAAUGAGAACUGCACUCCAGUUUCUGAUGCGCCACAUGGUGAAACGGGCUGUCAUGCGUUCACCAAUUAAGAGAGCAUUGGGACUGACUGAUCUUGAGCGUGCGCAAGCCAUGAUUUAUAAACUGAUUGUGAAUUCGCUGCUGGAUGAUCAAUUUGGUGGCAAAGUUAAACAAGAUGCCCCUCAGCAGCCUGAAGAAAUAGAUGCUGCAAUGCAUGCACAAACACCUGUUACUACAAGUCCUUCUGCCUCCAGCACCACUUCAUUCAUGAGCAGCUCUCUUGAGGAUACCACCACUGCUACUACGCCCGUCACUGACACAGAAACUGUGCCUGCCUCAGAGUCACCUAGUGUAAUGCCACUCAGCCUUUUACGUCAAAUGUUCUCCAGUUAUCCAACUACCACACUGCUGCCUAGUCGACGAGCACAGACCCCACCUGUUUCUUCUCUACCAACCUCACCUUCUGAAGAAGUGGGUAGACGACAGAGUCUCACUUCACCUGAAUCCCAGCCCACUCGACCAACAAACCGAACAGCCUCUUCUGAUCCUAGUAGCAGACUUUCAACUUCACCGCCACCACCUCCAAUUGCUGUGCCUCUUUUGGAAAUGGGUUUUUCACUGAGGCAGAUUACAAAAGCCAUGGAAGCCACAGGUGCCAGAGGAGAAGCAGAUGCCCAGAAUAUCACAGUGUUGGCAAUGUGGAUGAUCGAACACCCAAGUACAGAAGAAGAUAACGAGCCACAGUCUGCAAUCACUACAGAUUCAUGCCAUGGAGCAACUGCUUCAGGCAGUGGUGAUAAGUCGAGAGAUCAGGGCUAUUUCCAGUCACCUGGAGAAAUACCUUCUGUUGAUGCCACAGAGCUGGAGGAAGGAUUCAGUGAAAGCCCAAAUCAAUUGGAUCAAGAAGAAAGUGGUUCAUCUACCAAUGUACCUUCCUCCAGAAACCGUUCAACUGUAACUAGAAGGCAAAAGUUUGAGGUAGCAGCUCGAACUCUGUUAGCACGUGCAGCAGGAUUGUACCGUUCAGUUCAGGCUCAUCGAAACCAAAGCCGGCGAGAAGGGACAUCGAUGGCACAAGACCCAGCUGCUCUCUAUGACUUUAACCUCGAUGAAGAAUUGGAGAUUGACCUGGAUGAUGAAGCAAUGGAAGCCAUGUUUGGUCAGGACUUUGCAAGUGAUAGUGAUAUAUUGGGGAUGUGGAUUCCAGAGGUACUGGACUGGCCAACAUGGCAUAUUUGUGAGUCUGAUGAAAGAGAUGAAAUAGUCAUCUGUGAACUCUGUGAUGCAAAUGUUGGUCAGUUUAAUCACCACAUGAAGAGAAACCAUCCAGGAUGUGGACGUAGUGCCAACCGUCAAGGCUAUCGCAGCAAUGGGUCCUAUGUGGAUGGAUGGUUUGGUGGUGAGUGCGGGAGUGGAAAUCCAUACUAUCUCUUGUGUAGUGGCUGUAGGGACAAGUAUCUGGCCAUGAAGAGCAAGACCAAAGCCCCAAUUUCAGAAAGAUACAAAGGCCAGGCACCAGAUCUGAUAGGCAAGCAAGAUAGCAUAUAUGAAGAAGACUGGGACAUGUUAGAUAUUGAUGAGGAUGACAAGCUAACUGGAGAGGAGGAGUUUGAGCUGUUAGCUGGACCCCUUGGCCUGAAUGAACGUAGAAUUGUACCUGAGCCAGUACAGUUUCCUGACAGUGACCCUCUGGGAGCAUCUGUUGCCAUGGUAACAGCAACCAACAGUAUGGAAGAAACGCUUAUGCAAAUUGGUUGCUUUGGAUCUGUAGAUAAACAUUCAUCUGGUAGAGUGACACUUGGAGAGCAGGCAGCAGCCCUGCACAAUCCACAUGACCGAGUUAUGGCCUUGAGGAGAGUGACUGCAGCAGCACAGGUCCUUCUAGCAAGGACCAUGGUCAUGAGAGCUCUUUCACUACUGUCUGUCAGUGGUUCUAGUUGCAGUCUGGCAGCAGGUCUCGAGUCUUUGGGAUUGACUGAUAUCAAGACCUUGGUUCGGUUGAUGUGUCUGGCUGCAGCCAGUAGAGCAGGUCUUUCUCCAGGUCCGGGUGCCAUCAGCACUUCAGAUCGUCCUCGUGGAGUUCAUAAUAAAGUUAACAAACCGAUUUCCUGCCUAGCCUACCUAAGCACAGCAGUGGGCUGUUUAGCUUCUAAUAGUCCAAGUGCCGCGAAACUACUUGUUCAGCUGUGUACACAGAACUUGAUCUCAGCAGCCACAGGUAUGAAUCUCACUACCAUAGAUGAUCCCAUUCAGAGGAAAUUUCUACCCAGUUUCCUUAGAGGUAUUGCUGAGGAAAAUAAACUUGUGACAUCUCCAAACUUUGUUGUAACCCAAGCAUUGGUAGCAUUACUUGCUGACAAGGGAGCCAAACUGAGACCAAAUUAUGACAAGACAGAGAUGGAAAAAAGAGGCCCUCUGGAGCUGGCUAAUGCCUUAGCAGCUUGCUGCCUCUCAUCUAGACUAUCUUCCCAGCACAGACAAUGGGCUGCUCAGCAGCUUGUUCGGACUCUUGCAGCACAUGACCGUGAUAACCAAAGCAAACCACAGACUUAUGCUGAUAUGGCUGGGGACCUACGGAAAUGUCCAUUCACCAAGCUUGAAGCACACCAGAAUAGGGUGAUCACAUGUCAGUGGUGCAGUAAAAAGGGUCUCCUAGCAACAAGUGGCAAUGAUGGGACUGUUAGAGUGUGGAGUGUCACUAAAAAUCAUUACAUCUUACAACAAACAUGUGUCUUCAAUAAAACAGAAAUUAUUUCAGAAGACUUGGGCAGUCUGGGCUCUCCUUGUGAACCAAACUUGUCUCUCAUUUGUUGGAGCAUUAGUGGCAAAUAUAUUGCAGCAGCAUUAGAAAAAAUGGUGAACAUCUGGCAAGUUACUGGGGGCAAGGGGCUUCUAGACGUACAACCACAUUGGGUUUCUGCUCUUGCAUGGCCCGAAGAAGGUCCAAUAGCCAGCUGGGCUGGUGACACUUUAGAAGUUCUUCUUGUAGGACGAAUGGAUGGAUCUCUUGGACUCAUCGAGGUAGUGGAUUCAUCUACUAUGCACCGACUUGAACUUGAGCACUGCUACAGAAAAGAUGUUGCAGUAACAGCCAUUGCUUGGUAUACUGAAGAUAAACCAUUUGCAGUGGGAUAUGCAGAUGGAAAAAUGCUAAUUGGUACGAAAGAGCCUCUGGAGAAAGGAACAGUUGUUAUGAUUGAGGCAUUCAAGGAAACCAUCACGUGUAUGAAAUGGGACCCUUUAGGGAUGAUGCUAAUGACUUGUGCCAAAGAAAACACCGUCAAACUUUGGAGUUUUAUUUCUGGAACCUGGAAGUGUCUGCAUAAACUAUCUCAUCCAGCUAUGGUAAAUACUGUCGCCUGGUGUAGUCAACUCGGUAAAGGUUUCAAGUUGCAGCUCAUGUUGGCCAGUGGAUGUCAGAAUGGUUUGGUGUGUGUCUGGACUGUCCCACAAGAGGUUUUCAAGGUUUCUCAGUCCACUUCCAGCAGCUCUGAUGAAUGGUGGGAACAAGAAUCCAAGAAUGAAGUGAAGAGUGGAUGUAGAAAUGUCGGAGAGGCAGUGUGCAUCUAUCAACUGAAGGGGCACAUCACUCCAGUGCGCACUGUAACCUUUAGCCCUGAUGGAUUGGUCUUAGUAUCAGGGGGACUUGGUGGACUAAUGAACAUUUGGUCACUGCGGGAUGGUAGUGUGCUGCAGAGUGUUGUGACAGGAUCUGGUGCUAUUCAGAAUACAGCCUGGAUUCCUGAUGUUGGAGUUGCAGCCUGUUCCAGUAGGUCAAAGGAUGUGUUGGUGGUAAACUGCCCAGCUGAAUGGAUAACUGCAAAUCAUGUUCUGGCAACAUGUAGAACUUCACUGAAAAAACAAGGAGUUAUUGGCUUAAAUAUGGCACCAUGUAUGAGGACUUUUCUUGAAAGGCUGCCAGUGAUGUUGCAAGAGCAAUAUGCAUAUGAAAAGCCUCACGUCUUAUGUGGAGACCAACUUGUUCACAGUCCAUACAUGCAGUGUCUGGCUUCCUUAGCUGUAGGUCUUCAGCUAGAUCGGCUCUUGUGUAAUCCACCAGUGCCACCUCAUCAUACUAGUUGCCCCCCUGACCCUGCGAACUGGAACUCCUCAGAGUGGUCCUGGUUAGAAUGUUUCUCCACCACUAUUAAGGCUGCAGAAGCAUUAGCUAAAGGAGGGCCAUUCCCUGAAUGCUUCACUGUACCAGAUCUAGAGCCUGCACCAGAAGAAGAAUUUUGUCAUGUGAUGGAUAAUAGUAAAUGGUUUGCUGGAAUGGAUGAACAAAUUAUGUCGUGGGCAUCAUCACGACCAGAGGACUGGCACCUUGGUGGAAAAUGUGAUGUUUAUCUUUGGGGAGCAGGGCGUCACGGGCAGUUGGCAGAAGCUGGAAGAAAUGUAAUGGUACCAACUGCUGCACCUUCUUUUUCACAAGCUCAGCAGGUAAUUUGUGGGCAGAACUGCACUUUUGUUAUCCAGGCUAAUGGAACAGUAAUGGCGUGUGGGGAAGGAAGUUAUGGUCGGCUAGGUCAAGGAAAUUCGGAUGAUCUUCAUGUAUUGACUGUCAUUUCAUCGUUACAAGGGUUUGUAGUAACACAGCUGGUGACUUCCUGUGGAUCCGAUGGACACUCUAUGGCUUUGACAGAAAGUGGUGAAGUCUUCAGUUGGGGUGAUGGGGAUUAUGGGAAACUGGGCCAUGGCAAUAGUGAUCGACAGCGCAGACCUCGGCAGAUUGAGGCACUUCAGGGAGAGGAGGUUGUUCAGAUGUCAUGUGGCUUUAAACAUUCAGCGGUUGUUACUGCAGAUGGGAAGUUGUUCACAUUUGGAAAUGGUGACUAUGGUCGUUUGGGACUCGGUAACACAUCUAAUAAAAAGCUGCCUGAGAGAGUGAUAGCAUUAGAAGGCUAUCAAGUUGGACAGGUUGCAUGUGGUUUAAAUCACACUUUAGCUGUCUCUACCGAUGGGAUGAUGGUUUGGGCUUUUGGUGAUGGUGAUUAUGGAAAGCUUGGUCUUGGCAAUUCAACAGCCAAAUCAUCUCCUCAGAAAGUGGAUGUUUUGUGUGGCAUAGGAAUUAAAAAAGUUGCUUGUGGCACCCAGUUUUCUGUUGCCCUGACAAAAGACGGCCAUGUGUACACUUUUGGCCAAGAUCGCUUGAUUGGCUUGCCUGAGGGUCGUGCCCGCAAUCAUAACAGACCUCAGCCAGUACCUGCUCUGAAUGGAGUCUUUAUUGAGGAUAUAGUUGUGGGUGCUGAGCACACACUGGGUCUUUCAACACCUGGAGAUGUUUAUGGCUGGGGCAGCAAUUCAGAAGGGCAGCUGGGUUUAGGUCAUACCAAUCAUGUAAGAGAGCCAUCUCUAGUCACAGCACUCCAGGGAAAGAAUAUUCGCCAGAUUUCAGCAGGACGUUGCCACAGUGUAGCAUGGACAGCUCCUCCAGUACCACCAAGAGCACCAGGUGUAUCUGUGCCUCUGCAGCUAGGUUUGCCAGACUCCAUUCCACCCCAGUAUAGCUCUUUGAAGGAAACAAAUAUUGAAACAAUCAGGGCCAGGCUACGUUUGCUGUACCACUUCUCAGAUCUCAUGUACUCCUCAUGGAGGUUACUUAACCUGAGUCCAAACAAUCAGAACAGCACAUCUCACUAUAAUGCUGGAACAUGGGGAAUAGUCCAGGGACAAUUAAGACCAUUGCUGGCACCAAGAGUGUACACUCUUCCUAUGGUACGUUCCAUUGGAAAGACAAUGGUCCAAGGCAAAAAUUAUGGCCCUCAGAUUACAGUAAAAAGGAUUUCUACCAGAGGUCGCAAGUGUAAGCCCAUCUUUGUACAGAUUGCUAGGCAAGUAGUUAAACUCAACGCAUCAGAUUUGCGGUUACCUUCACGUGCCUGGAAGGUGAAACUGGUGGGCGAGGGUGCUGAUGAUGCUGGUGGAGUAUUUGAUGAUACCAUCACAGAGAUUUGUCAAGAGCUUGAGAUGGGGAUAGUAGACCUUCUCAUUCCUACUCCAAAUGUCACAGCUGAAGUCGGCUACAACAGAGACAGAUUCCUCCUGAACCCUUCAGCGUGUUCAGAUGAGCACCUAAUGCAGUUCAAGUUUUUAGGAAUUCUUAUGGGUGUUGCCAUUCGUACAAAGAAACCAUUGGAUCUCCACUUAGCACCAAUGGUAUGGAAGCAGCUUUGCUGUAUUCCACUUUCAUUGGAAGAUCUUGAGGAAGUGGACUUGCUUUAUGUGCAAACACUUAACAGCAUUCUUCACAUUGAAGAAGGUGGAAUAACUGAGGAGAAUUUUCAUGAGAUGAUACCCCUUGAUUCUUUUGUGGGUCAAAGUGCUGAUGGUAAAAUGGUUCCGAUUAUCCCUGGUGGGAAUAGUAUCCCACUCACCUUUUCCAAUAGGAAGGAAUACGUGGACAGGGCAAUUGAAUACAGGCUGCAUGAAAUUGAUCGGCAAGUAGCUGCAGUUCGUGAAGGGAUGUCUUGGAUCAUUCCAGUUCCCCUGCUGUCUCUCCUUACUGCUAAGCAGCUGGAACAAAUGGUUUGUGGGCUGCCCGAAAUCUCUGUAGACGUUCUAAAAAAGGUUGUACGGUAUCGAGAGGUAGAUGAGCAACAUCAGUUGACACUGUGGUUCUGGCAGACACUGGAGGAAUUCUCCAAUGAAGAGCGAGUUCUUUUCAUGCGUUUUGUAUCAGGCCGAUCUCGUCUGCCAGCAAACACUGCCGAUAUCUCUCAGCGAUUUCAGAUUAUGAAAGUUGAUAGGCCUUACGACAGUUUGCCUACCUCACAAACUUGCUUCUUUCAGUUGCGUCUACCUCCAUACUCCAGUCAGGCAGUCAUGGCGGAGCGAUUGCGCUAUGCUAUAAACAACUGCAGAUCCAUAGAUAUGGACAACUACAUGCUGUCUCGUAAUGUGGACAAUGCAGAAGGCUCUGAUACCGAUUACUAAUUGAACAAAACUGCUGCACCAAGGGGCAAUGGUUAGCAAAGUCAAUGGUAUUGCAAGUAUAAGUGACUACUGCAGCUAUAGUGAAGAACCCAGAAUAUUUCAAUUGUAUAUGAACUUGAAGAAAAAUGAAUGUGAUCAAUGUUAUUGUUUGAUUUUAAUUUCAACUAUAAGCAGGUUUAAAAAAGUUCUCCUGAUAUUUGUUUUUGUUCAUUUUUUGAUAAGUUUGCAUGGAGAUAUUUUGGUGCAUUUUUGAGUGGUAUAGAUGACCCCUCCAAGUAUUGGGGGCUAUGAAAUUAAAGUUUAACAGAAAAUGUACAUUGUGUAUAAUUGUUCAUGAGGGAGAGCAAUUUUACAUAAAUAUUCUUAUAUUUAUUUUUGUUUUAAUUUGCAUUGCCUGUGCUGAGUUUCCUAUCAGAACGACAUCCAAAACAAUAAAGCAUUAAUUUAAA
Molecule: messenger RNA, 15128 nt
Organism: Hemiscyllium ocellatum (epaulette shark)
Lineage: Eukaryota; Metazoa; Chordata; Chondrichthyes; Orectolobiformes; Hemiscylliidae
Gene: herc1
Product: HECT and RLD domain containing E3 ubiquitin protein ligase family member 1
Exons: 78
Coding region: 82-14679 (4865 amino acids)
Molecular function (GO): ubiquitin-protein transferase activity; protein binding
Source: RefSeq, a predicted model, not a curated record